This is a messenger RNA of Phytophthora sojae, 1935 nucleotides long. RefSeq lists its product as hypothetical. The record is from RefSeq and is a predicted model, not a curated record. The coding region runs from base 1 to 1935 and encodes 644 amino acids. The transcript has 12 exons. Lineage: Eukaryota; Oomycota; Peronosporomycetes; Peronosporales; Peronosporaceae.
AUGGACGCGGCCAACCGCCAGGUGUCGGCUUCCAGUCUCGUGGAGAAGACGGAGGGCCGUAUGGCGCACCUGCACGUGGCGCUCGAGUUCGGCGAGGAGAUCACGGAGGAGCAGCUCCACGCGCCGUAUCUGAUGCCUGAGCUACUGGAUAGUGGUUCGUGCACAAUGGACAAGGUGCAUGACAGCGCAUGCAGCGACGUCGACUUUGCGUCAUCUGACGAGGAAGAAGCGGAAGACGUGCAGCCCACCCGACGUCGUGUGUUUCAGUUUGCAGCGUCAUUCAGCACGCUUGGGGCAGCAAAAGCUGGAAUUGACACAUUUGACGGUAGUGUCUACAAGUUCUCGUACAACUACGGUAAGAAAGGGCAUGGCGAACGGGUGUUCCAGUGCGUUUCUCACCGUGAGUGCGCAAAGUGGGUUCGAUUAGCUCAGGACGUCGAUGGCGGGUUCAAGAUGGAGCACGCAGAGGUUGGCGAUAUUCUACUUGGCUGUGGCCCGAAGAAGCGCCGCAAGAUUCUUCAAGAACGUUACGCCGAAGUGCCCGAGCUGAGCGAACUUCUACCAGACCCAGUCCAACUCAAGAACCACAAAACUCAUUUGAAGUCGGCACUCGCAGGUGGGUGGACCUUAGUGGAUUUCGGGACGUAUAUGACCCACUACGACCGCGACCAGUACAGCAAGGCGUUCGUUCCCUGGGCCUACAUGCUGGCGUUUGAUAGUCUAGACCGCACCUCUGGUAUUGCUAAUGCGUACCUAGAGAUCUGGCCCGAGAUCACCCUGCUCAACUGCUACCCCCAUUUCAGCGGAAAGACUCGAUCGAAGAAACAGUUCGGUGCUUUGGCCAAUAUCAUUUUAAGCUACUGGCGCUCGCAAGGUGAGAGCGAAUAUGCCGAUUGGAUGGGACAGUACUACAUGGGCAACUUGUGGGGCAACUGGUUCUAUACUGCGGCGAUUCCAGGGUUGACGCCAUCGCAGAACGCGCUCGAGUCGCAUCACAAGGACGAUAUCAAGAUCACAACAAUGCUUGAGACCCUACCUGUUCGCAAGAGCAGCGGAGGUCAGCGUAAGCAGAUAGGUUCCCUGGUGAAGGACAGCACCGACUCGCACCAGUUUUCUGUUGAUGUCCUGAUGCACGAUUUUCUCCGUCACCCUCUUCAUCCGGUGAGAUGGACUGUGAUGAAAGCGUUCCCUAUUUCCGAGAAGAUUAUGAAUGGACUGACCCACCACCUGCAGGGCAAGGAAACCUCUUGGAGAGAAUCUCGUGGCCGCUACUACUGGCUGCUCAAAUUUUCCGACCUGCGUCGACUUCAGCAUGGUCCCCCUGGAGAGUCCAGCAAACUCCGAACCGCGGAAGCGGUGGUAGCGAACAUCACGAUGGUGCCGCAGCAUGGUUCCCCCGGAGAGUCCAGCAAAACCCUGAGCCGCGGAAGCGCUGGUAGCGACAUCACGAUGGCCGUCUUCACCUUUGCAGCCAAGGAUCACCUCGUCACGAGAACCAACAUGGCUACGCCGGAGGAUGCUCGCGAGUUGCUGACCAUGAGCGAGUCGGACAGCAAUGAUCAGAGGUCGCAAACGCUGAAAACCGAUUCCGCGGCCGCGGCCAAAAACUAUCCGUACGGCUACGGCUGGCCGUUUGCGACCUCUGGCGAUGAUGUUGAUCUUGACGCGAAGAACGAACCGCAAGAGGAGGAGGAGAUGCAGUUGACUUCGGCAAGCGACGACGCCAGCGGUUCAUUUAAUAACCCAUUUGACUUCUUCAUAACUUUGUUCAACCUUACGCAAUCAGCGAGUGGCAGCGGCUCCGGCUUCUCCUUGACCAGUGAGGAGCUUGACAGUAUGCGGGAGGUCAUCGGGAAGACCAAAGACCUGCAGAAAAUGAAGAAGAAAAAGACCGGUGCUCUCCGCAUCGGGGUUGACGACGAUGACACUGAGUGA